AUACCGAUCACUGUUCAACUUUAACCCGGAAAUACCACUGUUUUCACCAGUGUUGUUCUUCAGUUUCUCACUUCGGUAAAUGUUUAAACAGCGAAAUAUAUAGGCGAUAUAUAUUUUCAGCGGGUAUCUGCUAUGUUUCAGAUAUUUAGUCUAUUGGAUAUAGAUGUUGUUUUAUAAUGGUUUGGGCAUAAACAUCAAAGCAAAACAUUAAAAGUUGCGUCUCGAAAGGCCAUAGGUAGUAGUUGGCUCCAUGGUCCUGUAACUGAAGCUUGUCAACUCCAGCCAAACGGCAAAUUAUCUGAUCAGCAAACAUGGACAGCGAGGUGCAACGUGAUGGAAGAGUCCUUGAUCUUACCGACGAUGCGUGGCGAGAAGAUCGCCUUCCGUAUGAGGAUGUUAAAAUCCCGCUGAGUGAACUCCCAGAGGCUGAGCAAGAUAACGGAGGAUCAACCGAGUCCGUCAAGGAACAGGAGAUGAAGUGGACAGAUCUGGCGCUGCAAAGCCUUCAUAUUUAACACACACACGCAGGCUUUCAAAGAGAGUGCAUAGACCACUUAUCCAAAGAUGAAGAAGAUUGUUAAGAAAAGCGGACUCUGUAAUAUCCUCAUGCGUACGUCUCCAGAGAAGACUCCUGCUCGCAUAGAGAUCAGUAUUUGUCAGUGCAUGUUGGCCCAGAUUUUACAAAUGCCCAAAUAAACAUUUGAAAGAAAUAUUAA
Messenger RNA from Alosa sapidissima (American shad), 716 nucleotides. RefSeq names its product anaphase promoting complex subunit 13 (gene anapc13). The coding region runs from base 312 to 515 and encodes 67 amino acids. Gene Ontology annotation, cellular component: anaphase-promoting complex. The transcript has 2 exons. The record is from RefSeq and is a predicted model, not a curated record. Lineage: Eukaryota; Metazoa; Chordata; Actinopteri; Clupeiformes; Clupeidae. Gene Ontology annotation, biological process: protein K11-linked ubiquitination.